Cyclocybe aegerita is the source of this 1011-nucleotide messenger RNA. The record is from the annotation of a GenBank genome assembly. NCBI's taxonomy places the organism in Eukaryota, Fungi, Basidiomycota, Agaricomycetes, Agaricales, Hemipholiotaceae.
AUGAUUUUGGAGCCUCACCGACUCGUUCUCCGGUAUCUCUCACCUCCAGUCGGACAACUACCGGGAAUGGCACAAGUCACCCAUCGUUGCAGUAAUAUUAACUCUCCAGAGAUUUACAAUACCACCAAGUCGGGGCCGCUGGACCUAGAGCAACGCACGGAACUGGUAGUGUGCACUCCGAUCGUUGGCGGGCCUCUUGAAGAAUGCGAAUCGCCACGGAUACUUGUCCGAUGCCUACUGGAUUGUUUGAUCGGCCUUGCGAAUUCGUUUCUCAAAAGCUUCCCACAUCUUGACAUCUCGACGAGGAACCUGCUCCGGCGACUAGGAAAGGAACGGCGUACAGCUCCAGAGCCCGUGAGCAGACAUGAUCCCUCGUUGUGCAGCGAUGAAAUGCACUUCCUUUCGGACUACCUGAACGAAUGCCAUGCUCUUAUCGUCGAUGGCGAUAUAGCAGUACGGGGGAAAGAACGUCGAGUGCCCGGAAGGGAUUAUUCGGGAAAUAUUCCUUUCUUACCAACGCGCGUGCUGCGUCUAUGGAUGAAUAACGAGCCUAUUCUCCACACCACCAUCGAUGACCUUCAAUUUUUUCCCUGGGUGUUAUUGUGGAUUGCCUUUCGCAAGGACCCCGCACAUCCGGAAUCUGAAGCAAGUCUGAUGGCUUUGAAUAACGAUUCUCUCAGGAACGUCUCGCACACAAAGGCUGGGCUCAUACAAGAAAUUGCCGACAGAUUCUCAAUGUCCAGCCUCCCUCAGUCGGUGAGGGUCAUCCGAGACCUCUUCAACAGAUGGAUUGACCUUUCGCGAGAAGCCACCGAGCAGUUGUUUAUCCUGCUUGAGGGUGAGAGGUUUACGGGCAACAAGCUGAACUCGAACCUGCAGCUCCAAGCAGUGUUCGAUGAUGCUCUAGAAGGCAUGACGAAGAAGUAUCUGAAAGAGUAUAUGCGAGCUGCAGUGGAUUUUAUCGAAAAGGAAGACGUCGGGUUAGAGCUCUGGCCUGAGCCAUCUGCAUAA